AUGAUGAGUGCUCAGUCAGCGACGUCACUAACCUUUGAGUAUGACCAACUCUUUGAUAAGUCGCCCUGGAACCAUGCAUCUUUGUAUCAUGAACACUUCUCGUGUCUGACAGACGACAUUGGAGACAGUGACUUGGAAACUUGCGAUCUGGAUGACGACUGCUACACUGAGAUCGAGAGCUUGGGUGAGGUUCUCAGAGGUUCAGGUUUUGGUUCAGGUUUUGGUUCAGGUAUUGGUUUGGGAAGUGGUUUAGGUGGUGGUUUAGGUGGUGAAUUAGGUGGUGAGUCAGGUUCUUCUUUGGCAAAUGGCAUUAGAGAAUUAGGUAUCAGAGACUCUGGAUCUAGAGAAUCUACAUUUGGGCUUUUUGGAAAGUCCUCCAUGAGGGAGUUUCGACUUAGAGAUUCGACUGGUGACGUUAACAACUUUUCCAUCAUGGACACCGCUUCCACCGGCUUCAAAGCCGGAAUGAGACCGUUUUCAAAUCCAGAUUGGCUCCAUGCUACAUGGGAUCUACAUACACCUAGCCGGGAAGGUCCCAUGCAAGAUGAGUCGGUGUCGUCCUCGUUGUCAAGGCGAUCCUCGGUCGAUCUCUCUCCCAUUGAAAUUGAUCUAUUGGACGAUCUGAGUCUAUAA
Sungouiella intermedia is the source of this 633-nucleotide messenger RNA. NCBI's taxonomy places the organism in Eukaryota, Fungi, Ascomycota, Pichiomycetes, Serinales, Metschnikowiaceae. The record is from the annotation of a GenBank genome assembly.